Pseudomyrmex gracilis is the source of this 2229-nucleotide messenger RNA. RefSeq lists its product as uncharacterized. Bases 429 to 1721 code for a protein of 430 amino acids. The record is from RefSeq and is a predicted model, not a curated record. NCBI's taxonomy places the organism in Eukaryota, Metazoa, Arthropoda, Insecta, Hymenoptera, Formicidae. The transcript has 4 exons.
UCGCUCGAAAAAAAAUUUAUUAAUCAAGAGAGAGAGAGAGAGAGACAGAAGAAUCUCUCCCUCUUCGACAUUAUCAUUAUUCUGUAUUGCGCGAACCCGUGCCGCACUUUGAAGUAUCAAGCAGGGAAUCUAAACGAUACGGGUGCAUAUGAUUGACAUGUAUCAAUGUCCUUGUCUCUUGGAGUUAGGGGCACAAAUCAUUAAUUAAUUAAGUUGAUAACAGUGGGAGGCGGUAGAGGAGCCCUCCAAUGUUCUGGCUGUUCAAAUACCCAUUUCCUGCGUCAGACAGCACAACUCUCUGGUCUAUCGUAAAGUGUAGAAUGUUAAAAUCGGUUCUAAUCGAAAAUAUUGUGAAGAUAUCAUCAGGAUCAUUGUCAUAGAGAGAUCAGAGUUUUCAGCGAAAACUUCUUUCGUUGUGCGCAAGAAUUAUGAAUAGCAGCGGCAACAGACUCACGCUUGAUGACGUACGUAAAUUAAUUGCCGAAGACGAGUCUGAUGUUGAGAUUGAUAGUUUGGAAGAGGAGCCAGGAUCGGGAAGAGGUGACAAUUACACUUCGAUGUUGUAUCGAGUUAGGGCAAAAGGGCGCAAACUCUUAAAGAAAGACGCGUUGCUUAUUGGAUGGACCAAUUAUGAAUGCGCUAUCAUAUAUAAGAUUUUACCCGAGUCCAAGAAACGUCGUGAGGCAUUCAAGAGCGAAUUGUUAUUCAGAAAUGAAGUCACGUUUUACAAGCACGUGUGGCCCGCACUCAAUAGACUGCAGACGAAGGAUAGAAAGGUGUUCAGUGGAGUGCCAAAAAUAUAUGCCGCUAGAGCUAAUCUGAUUGCAAUGGAAGAUCUGCGAGAGAGAAACUUUAAGAUGGCAGAUAGACGAAAAGGAUUGGAAGUGGAAAAUUUGAAGCACGUGCUGAAGGCUCUAGCCGGCUUUCACGCGCUUAGCUUAACACUAAAAGAGACAAGACCGGAAGAGUUUGCAAAAUUAACAAAUCCGGAACAAGGUAUACAAGAAACGUUAUUUCGCCGAGAUAAUGAAGAUUGGUAUCGGCAGUAUUAUCGCGUAGCCGCGAAUAAUGCUAUCAGAAUGGUGUCUGAAGCGCUUCCCUCGCAUAUGGAUGACAAAAGAAAGGAGAUCAUGACAAAAUUGCAAGACUUCUUGAACGAAAAUGUGUUUUUUCGUACCAUGAGCGAGCUCGUCUCCGCGCAAGGAUCUCUCACUGUAUUCUGUCACGGCGAUUGCUGGACCAACAAUAUUCUCUUUCGAGAUGAAUCAAGCUCAGAUACAGAGGCCGUUUAUUUAGUUGACUUCCAACUGACGCGAGUCGGUUCCCUUGCUCUUGAUCUUGCGAACUUGCUCUAUUGCUGCACGAGUGGUAUUGUUAGACGAGCUUAUAUGACACAGCUUCUCCAGCACUACCAUUCCCAUCUGAUAUCCUCUCUACGUGUCCUGAAUCGAGACCAGCUGCCAAGAGAUCCAUCUGUGAUGUGGAAAUUACUAAACGAAGAAAUGCGAAGAUGCGGACGUUUCGGAUUGGGAUUAGCGUUGGACAUAUUACCAAUCAGCACGUGCGCCAGUCACGAAGCGCCAAAUUUGUACGAAACUAACAGCGCGGAAACUAGCGAGGAAAAACACAACCCAGCGGGAGCCCCGCCACCCGGUGGCGCCGAGUGCGCCCGACUUAUGACUGAUUUAGUGUUGGAAUUGAUAGACAACGGGGCUUUGUAGAUUAGAUUUUAGUGUCAUUAUUAAAUUUAAUAAUAGUGUACAAUACUAUAUGUACGUCGUAUAUAUAUAUUCGCAAUGUGUGUAUAUCCUAUAUUAUUUUUUUAAUAUUUACAAUAUACACACACUAAAAACAGUAAUACAGCAUAUAAAAUUCGACAUAAAUUGUUUUUUUUCGCGUAUAUAUGUACAUAAGCAAUGUAUACGAAGAAAAUUGAUUCAAUAUAUAUGUGUAUGAACAACAAAAUAAAAGUGACAAAUAAAAAAAAACCACUUAUAGAUUUAUUUCUAUCUCAUGGCAUUUUUAAAAUAUGUAAAGUCGUUCGUGUGAUAGUAUAAAAGUUGAAGACAACAUAAUUAAAGAACGAUAAACAAGAAAAGGAUGAAAAUUAUCAUGUAGAAAUUAAAUAAUGCGUCGAUACAAAAAGUGCGCAAUCGCAGCAGCGUGCUCCUACACGUUUAUUGCGUGUAAUCAAUUAUCAACAAGAUUCAAACUCACGAAAAAAUUAUG